This is a messenger RNA of Spirometra erinaceieuropaei, 2659 nucleotides long. NCBI's taxonomy places the organism in Eukaryota, Metazoa, Platyhelminthes, Cestoda, Diphyllobothriidea, Diphyllobothriidae. The record is from the annotation of a GenBank genome assembly.
AUGAAGGUAUUACCACCUAACUGCUGUUGGGAUGGCCUGCAAGUCCUGAAGGACGAUCUGCCGGAAAAGGAGGAGCAGUGUGCUCUGGAAAAACUGCGUCGUCUUCUGAACAAGUACACGCUGGAGAAGGAUAUCGCGCAAAAGUUGAAGAAGCGCAUGGAGAAAAUCUUUCAGGGACACUGGAGUUGCAUCGUCGGUUCGUCUUUCGGGUGGUAAGUCCUCAGUUUCGCGCAUCUCUGGGGGGGAUCACCUACAUUCAGGGGCUGUUCGCAUGAAAUGUUAGUCUAAAUUCUGAGAUCCGUUUUCGAUCAAGGCGGUUGUAAUAUUGCUUAUCGUGUGGUAUGAAUCCAAAAUAUUCCAGAGUGUCGCAUUUCACAUGAACUUCUCUCUGUCCGUCUUCAGAAAACCGUACUCGGCAAAGAUGAUUGCUGGAGUAGUAGGUUUUUAUAUUCAGUUUCAACGCCCUUUCAAAUGUCUAUGUAUUUUUCAGAAAACAUAAGUGAAAAUAUUUUUUCUGGACUCAUUUGGCAGAAAAGAACUUGUUGCUUUUUAAUAUCCGUAGUAAUUAACUAAGAACUUGGAGUAGAUCAGCGGCGGAAUAUCGAUGAAACGCGCGUGUAUGGGCAUUUGGCUAUUGCCUGUGCUGUUGGCAUGGAAUCACCUUACCCUAAAGUAUACUACCAGCUGCCUGUCGGCAGUUAAUGAAUAUUACGUGGUUGUCCGACGUGGCUGAUGAACUUCGGCCCAAAUAUUCAUAUAUAAAAACUUAGGUGUGAAUCUAUAGGCCUUAAGUAUACUGAUCUACUCCAAGUUCGCAGUUAAUUCCUAAGGAAAUUAGAAAACAACAAUUUCUAAAUUGGAGUAUCUACCAGAAACCAGAGGGAGAGUGCUGGGGGACCCACUGAUAAGCCAAACCCCUCGCAGCAGCGCCAUGCAGCGGUAGAAUAUCGGCGAAACACGCGUGUAUGGGCUUUUGGCUAGUACCUGUGCUGUUAGUAUAGAAUCAUCUUAACGUAGAGAAAAGAAAUUCUUCUUCAGAGCUUAUGACUGACGGAGGGGUGUAUUUAUAUUUUAGAAAAUUCUUUUAUUGCCGAAUAAUCUUGAGAAAGGUCGGCCCUUUCACUUGUGUUUAAGAUUUUUGGUCUACAAGAUGUAUGCUUUUCAUGCAAGGAAAAUUAAAGAUUCUUCUAUGAAGAAGAAGAGUCGAGCACCGGAACAAUUCGUUUAUUAUCCUGAGCUUUCAGACUCGUACAGGAGUCCAUCGUCAGAGGUAGUGGCAGAAACAGGAUAGGCGACAGUUAUAAGGCACGUAGGCCCAAUCAUCGACCGACGUCGCACGACUGGAGGUGACAACGAAGGGCUUUGUACGCCGGCGCCAGAUCGAUAAAUCGAUUGACCGAGUUCUCAUCCGAGGCCCAGGCUUCAAUCAAUUCUCGGCCUGUCUUGUUUCCGGCGUGGGCGACUAUUUUGGUGGCUGCGAAGUCAAACUCGUGACCCAUUUCGUAGGUGUGGGCGGCCCCUUGUGAUAGUGCCUCGCCUCGCCGUACAGCCAGCUUAUGUUCGUGUAUGCGCGAUCCGAGCAUGCGUCCAGUCUGUCCUGUGUAAUUACAAGGACAAGGAUUCUUCUAUGUCAUUGAGCGGAUAUCAUUCAGGGCUCAUAAACUCUUGCGAUGGAUAUGGACUGUGUUGUGCACUUCAUAAGGAGCAUUAAUAAACGGAUGGAUACGAUGCUAUUUGAAUGGGGAUUGCAAGGUCUCAAAAAAUCCCUUAAUCAAAAACCUUUUUAAAACCCAAAUACAUCCUUACUUCGAGUAAAAAAACUUGAAGAAGAAGAACAAGAAGAGGAGGAAGUGAUUUUCUACCAAAUAAGUAUAAGAAAGAAUGGCUUUAUUUGUGCUUUGUAUAACAUAUGUUUGGAUUUAUAGGGACAUCAAAAAUCAAUGGAAAAUGCAUACUACGUUAAUAGUCACUUUUUACAGCGUACAGAUUUCGCAGGCGGCCGAAAAGGAGUGGAUUCAAAAGCCAACGCCCUGGCGUGUCUGAAAUAUCAAGGGAUUAUGCUGCGCGAUAAUAAAUAUUACGACCCCACUUAAAUAAUCCGUCCUAGUCCAAAACGCAUUUCAGAAUUUCGGUUAACAUUUCAUGAGAUCGGUCACUGACUGUGGUCUAUUUGUGAAGAGUGUUGUAAAUUAGGCCCCCUCCACCCCAGCCUUCUGAAUGCAGCCUGUUGGAGUUCACACUUGCAAGCUGCCCCUAGAUGUCGACUGUUCUUCGUCAUGUGAGUCGUAAGUUUAUCAACUCAGAGACCUACCUUCUCAUAAGUAGAAACCUCUAUUCGGGCUUCCAAACACUUGUCGUAGUAGGCAGGAGCCUAAAUGGCUCCGGCUCCCUUUUGGCUGUCGCGGCAAAGUAUCGGAACCAGCAAGCCUUCCAGUCAGGUUACUAUUUUGGUGGUUGUUGUUGUUGUUGCUGAUGUCUUUUUCUGUUAAUGCUGACACUGGUGUUCUGGUUGGCGGUAGCUCCGGCUGCCAGAUUGCUCUGAUCGCCCUCCUCACUGUUCUUCUUCUGUUUUUAUUUCAGUUUCGUGAGCCACGUUGAGCACGAAUACCUGCAUGUUCGCUCGGACCGAAAGGAAAUCAUCCUGUACAGGUCUGCUUAA